CCAAAGUCUCCUUCUUUUCCGGUGCGCUCUUUUGGGUGACCGUGUCUUGUUUAGUUUUUAGCUGCAGUUGAAUCUUUCUCCAUCUUCCACUAUGAAGAUUUAUAAAGAUAUUUUCACCGGAGACGAGAUGUUCUCUGAUACCUACAAAAUCAAGCUGAUAGACGAUGUAUUAUAUGAAGUAUAUGGGAAGUUAGUUACUCGUAAAGCGGGUGAUGUUGAAAUUGCUGGUUUUAAUCCAUCUGCCGAGGAGGCUGAUGAAGGUACAGACGAAGCGGUAGAGUCUGGCGUAGACGUUGUAUUGAACCAUCGCCUUCAGGAAACAUUUGCCUUUGGAGAUAAAAAGUCUUAUACGUUAUACCUCAAAGAUUACAUGAAGAAAUUAGUAGCAAAGCUAGAAGAAAAGGCACCUGAUCAAGUAGAUGUGUUUAAGACAAAUAUGAACAAAGUCAUGAAGGACAUCUUAGGCCGAUUCAAAGAAUUACAGUUUUUCACUGGUAUUUCAAUGGACAUCGAUGGAAUCGUGGGUCUCAUGGAAUACCGCGAAAUCGAUGGCGAUUCUGUGCCUGUACUCAUGUUCUUUAAACACGGUCUUGAAGAAGAAAAGUUCUAAGUAAUCUUUAGAUACUGAAUAAAUUCUGGACAAAUUUUGUAAACUGGAAAUCAAGACUGCACACAUGCUGGAAAGCUGUGAAAUUUAGUUAAAAAUGUGAAACAAAUAAUUCAACUUCCAAUCUUAAUUUUCAACUUACAUUAAAUAAAAUCUCCAUUAGCGACUAUUUCUUGAUGAAAUAAUUGUACAUACUUUGUAACAUGAGGGAAAGUGGCAACAGAAUUCUUGAAAACAAUGUGCAAGCGAUUAGUUGCGAAAAAAUGUAUGUAACAAUGUAUUCGUUUUUGUCCUUUUUUAUAUUAGACAAUUUUAUUUAUGUAUAAACAAAAUGGAAGAUGGGGAAAGAGAACUUGCAGUGAUGGACUUACAUCAGUGACGUAAAGUGUUUACAAUUAUGUUAAUAUCCGUAAUUAAUUAUCAAUGAACAACAAUUUCUGAACUAUAUUCGACUUAAUGUCCAUCAUAAAUAAAAAAAAUUUUCCAUAA
Messenger RNA from Atta colombica, 1096 nucleotides. It is a transcript of the gene Tctp, whose product is annotated as translationally-controlled tumor protein homolog. The coding region runs from base 92 to 610 and encodes 172 amino acids. Gene Ontology annotation, cellular component: cytoplasm. The transcript is spliced from 5 exons. NCBI's taxonomy places the organism in Eukaryota, Metazoa, Arthropoda, Insecta, Hymenoptera, Formicidae. Gene Ontology annotation, molecular function: calcium ion binding. The record is from RefSeq and is a predicted model, not a curated record.